Messenger RNA from Aspergillus pseudoviridinutans, 1242 nucleotides. Its product is annotated as thiolase family protein. Lineage: Eukaryota; Fungi; Ascomycota; Eurotiomycetes; Eurotiales; Aspergillaceae. The coding region runs from base 1 to 1242 and encodes 413 amino acids. Gene Ontology annotation, biological process: phenylacetate catabolic process; fatty acid beta-oxidation. Gene Ontology annotation, molecular function: acetyl-CoA C-acyltransferase activity. The transcript has a single exon. Gene Ontology annotation, cellular component: peroxisome. The record is from RefSeq and is a predicted model, not a curated record.
AUGACUUCUCCUGUGCCCCGCGGCCUUCGCCAGGUCCUCCAGAAGUCCCCUUCAGAUAUCGUCAUUCUCUCCGCACUUCGUACACCAGUAACUCGCGCGAAGAAGGGUGGAUUCAAGGAUGCUUAUCCCGAAGAGCUUCUCACCCACGUCCUCAAAGCAACUCUCGAGGCGAACCCGAAGCUUGACCCAGCUCUGAUUGACGAUGUCGCUAUCGGCUCGGUCCUCCAGGAACUAGGCGGUGCCAAAGCAGGGCGCAUGGCUCAGAUCCACGCCGGCUUCCCCCACUCAGUGCCUUUCCACACGAUCAACAGGCAAUGCUCGUCCGGCCUGGCCGCUAUUACAGCCAUUGGUAAUGGAAUUCGGGCAGGUGCACUGAACGUCGGCGUUGGUGGUGGGAUGGAGUCUAUGACCCGAAACUACGGGUCACGUGCUAUCCCAACGGUAUUAUGGCCUGAAUUGAAAGAGUCGCCAUCCAAGGAUGCUAGAGAUUGCAUUAUGCCUAUGGGAAUUACUUCAGAGAACGUCGCCGCCCGGUAUGGUAUCUCGAGGGCGGACCAGGAUGCAUUCGCGGCCGAGUCACACAAGAAAGCUUCAGCUGCCCAAAAUGCUGGCCUGUUUGACGCCGAAAUCGUGCCAGUCAAGACCCUUUCUUUUGACUCUGAGAAUCCUGAUGCGGCUCCCAAGGAGAUUACCGUGACAAAAGACGACGGUAUCCGUCAUAACAUUUCUGCUGAGAAGAUGGCAACUUUGAAGCCUGCCUUCAAGGCAGAUGGCACUAGCACCGCUGGAAACAGCUCACAGGUCAGCGAUGGUGCCGCUGCUGCUUUGUUGAUGCGCCGUUCUACCGCUACGGAACUUGGUUUGACAGCUUCAAUCCAGGCUCGCUGGGUUGCCACCGCUGUAGCUGGAUGUGCGCCUGAUGAGAUGGGUGUGGGACCCGCAGUCGCCAUACCCAAGCUUCUUGAACUUGUGGGCAUGAACGUUUCCGACGUCGGUAUCUGGGAGAUCAACGAGGCUUUCGCAUCGCAGGCUCUUUACUCUGUGCGCAAGCUUGGAAUUGACGAGGCCAAGGUUAAUCCCAAGGGUGGUGCCAUUGCGAUUGGUCACCCCUUGGGUGCUACCGGUGCCAGGCAGCUCGCCACUUUGCUACCCGAGCUCCAACGCACUGGACAGGAUGUUGGUGUAGUCAGUAUGUGCAUCGGAACUGGCAUGGGUAUGGCGGGUAUGUUUGUUCGGGAGUAA